This is a messenger RNA of Micropterus dolomieu (smallmouth bass), 5853 nucleotides long. Its product is annotated as lysophosphatidylcholine acyltransferase 1. NCBI's taxonomy places the organism in Eukaryota, Metazoa, Chordata, Actinopteri, Centrarchiformes, Centrarchidae. The transcript has 14 exons. The coding region runs from base 306 to 1937 and encodes 543 amino acids. The record is from RefSeq and is a predicted model, not a curated record. Gene Ontology annotation, molecular function: calcium ion binding.
AGGAGCGGAAUCGUGGCUCUGUUAGCAUCAGAGCUAGCAGACUGGUAGGGGAAGGCGUCCUGCGCACUGUAGGCAGAAAGAAAUCGGCGACUUCAGAUAUCCUCAGCUAAUCCUUGAGCUAACCAUUAUCCCUCCAUGCUGUCCGGGAAAGGAAGAUAACGAUAAUAACCCUGCACUGCCACCUCGAUUAGCUAGCAAGACAGAAAGGGAACUGCGUUUUGCUGUGAGGAGUCUUCCUUUCUGCCAGAAUCACUUUACUGUUUUGAUUAUAGCUGACACCUCGACUAACCUCAGUUCUUGUAAGAAUGAGGUUGCCGAGUAACAGACAGUGUGCGAUGGAAGGAGAUGGGAAGAAGAUGGACCAGUUUCCGUUCAGAAACCCUUUUGUGCACGUCUUGAAAUUCACCCCUCUGGAAAAGGCAAAGAUUGCAUUAAUGACGGUCACACUGUUCCCCAUUCGUCUGCUCAUGGCUGCGUUCAUGAUGCUGCUGGCUUGGCCUUUUGCCUUCCUGGCCUCAGUGGGCCGAUCAGAGACCACCGUCGAACCCCAGUGCCUCUGGAGGAGACUGGUGGACAUAAUUCUGAAGAUCAUCAUGCGGGUCAUGUGGUUUGCCGGAGGUUUCCAUUGGAUAACUGUGAAAGGGCGAAGGGCACUGCCUGCAGAAGCACCCAUCCUCACCCUGGCACCCCACUCUUCAUACUUUGAUGCCAUCCCAGUCACGAUGACAAUGGCCUCCAUUGUCAUGAAGGCUGAGAGCAAGGAUAUACCCCUCUGGGGCACUUUGAUUAAGUACAUCAGGCCAGUGUUUGUAUCACGGUCAGACCAGGACUCCAGAAAGAAGACUGUGGAAGAGAUCAAACGCAGAGCCCACUCUGGAGGGGAAUGGCCUCAGAUCAUGAUCUUUCCAGAGGGAACAUGCACCAAUAGAUCCUGCCUAAUCACCUUUAAGCCAGGGGCCUUCAUUCCAACUGUACCAGUGCAGCCUGUGGUGAUUCGUUACCCUAAUAAACUGGACACAAUCACAUGGACGUGGCAAGGGCCCGGAGCGUUUGAAAUCUUGUGGCUUACACUCUGCCAGUUGCACAAUGAGUUUGUGAUCGAGUUCCUUCCUAUUUACACACCCUCAGAGGAGGAGAAAAAGAACCCUGCUCUCUUUGCUAUCAAUGUGAGACGCAUCAUGGCUAAAGCCCUGGGGGUACCCAUCACAGACUAUUCAUUUGAAGACUGCCAGUUGGCUAUGGCAGAAGGCCAGCUGAGACUGCCAGUCGACACCUGUCUGCUGGAGUAUGCCAAACUCGUCAGGAGACUAGGGUUGAAACCCCGGAACACUGAGAAGGUUCUGCAGGAGCAUGGAAACAGAGCCAGGAAGCUGCAGGGACAGAAGCUUGACUUGGACGACUUUGCUCAAUUCCUCGACGUGCCAGUUUCAGACAUGCUGCGAGACAUGUUCGCUCUUUUUGAUGAGCAUGAAGAUAACCGCAUGGAUAUCAGAGAAUAUGUGAUAGCCUUAUCUGUCGUAUGCAGACCUGCCAAAACUCUGGAAACGAUGAAAUUGGCCUUCAAGAUGUUUGAGGCAGAGGAGGACGGUGCCAUCACAGAGAUGGAGUUGGCUGUUAUUCUGAAGACUGCUUUAGGAGUGACUCACCUCAGCGUGUCACGUCUGUUUACUGCCAUCGACGCUGAAGACACAGGGAAGAUCACAUUUGACAAGUUCAGAAGCUUUGUGGAGCAGCACCCAGACUUUUCUGAGGAGUACCUGUGCACAGAAAACGCAGGCCUCCACAGCAGUCCCUGCCACGGUCACCAAACAAAGCCCAGCCUGGCUACCCCGAACCUGCAAGGCACUGCCACCACCAAAACAGCCAACGGUAUCUGCCCCGACUUCAGCCCCAAUGACCAUGGCGCAGUAGAUGGACUCCUCAAGAAACACAACUAAAAGGGUUUAAAAAUGUAGUGGGAGAAAACUAACACCUCUCCUGGUGAGAGGGUGUUGUGGUUGGGGGGUUGGAGGUUGGUUACUUGUUAGUAACUUGUUGGAAUUAUAAGGGACUACAUUUCAGUAAAUAUAACUACAAAAAUGAAUAAGUUUACCUAACCCUUUUUUUAUUCGUAUUGUGUCCAUGAAAUUCCUGAGGUUAUUUUCAGCCUGCUAACAGUUUAUUUUGUUAUAAAUUCCUUUUUCUUUUUUUUUUUUUCAUAGCAAAAAUCAUCAAAAUGCCAAACACUGGCUUUUUCAGAUUCAAUACUUGAAGGGCAAGCACUUAUAAAAAGUCCUGGGGCAAAUGUUUAUUUGAAUUGCUUUUCUUUUCCCUCCAACAUAGUACUAACUGUGCAUGUUUUUUACAUGAGGGAAGCAAGAAAAAACAGUGAAGACACCUAAUUCUUAGUGAAGUCAGUGUUUGAUUCUCUUUUAUUUGUUAACUUUUAUGUGUUUUCUUUCUUUAAAUGGUAGCUGCCUUUUUUUAACUGAAAGUGCAGAAUGCAUUGGCUCAUGUCAUUUUGAGCAGUGUUGAGGAUUAUUUAUCUAAAGAAGGAAGGCCUGAGGGUGCCAGUGACAAUUGCGUGACUACUAGCUUAGCUACAGUAGCCACAUUUGAGGUGAACUCAGGUGUCUGUGAGUUAUAAUUGCUAUGAGCCUGAUACACAUAUAUGAAUAUAAAGAUAUUUGAUUUAGCUCAGGGUUCAGUGACAAAAAUGAAAAAUUUAAAUUGUAUGAUGUCAUCAUUUUUGACGCUCACUGGGUUAUGUGCAUGUCUUUUUUUCUUUCUUUUUUUUUUCUUAUGACAUCAGUACUCUUCUGCCCAGUUAUUCCUAAUUCACAUUCACUUCACCAAUGUUAUUUCUUUCAGGUUGGCAAAUUCAAGUGUCUUUUUUUUAUUGUUGAAAUUACUAAAUGUGGACCAAAAAUGCAUUGGGUGGUUUAAUGUCACCUGUCAUGUUUGUACUGUCAGUAGUGUAAUGGCUGUAAAGGAUGGGAAAUUCACAAUGUGUGGCCAUUGAAAGCACAUUCAGUUAGCUGGCUUUGUUGGAUAUUCUAAAGGCGAGGUCAUACCACUUCCCUUUCUGUGUUACACUGUUACAUUUUUAAUUAUUCCUACAUUUUCCACAGCAUCAGGCUGUCUGAAAUCCCUACUGUUGCAGUAUACGUGUAGGAAGGAUAUAAUACUUAAACAUUGGCCCCCUCCCCUAAUCACAGGUAAAAUUAACCUUCGUGCUAUGUUUCAGAUGUGCAUGGGAGAAAGUAUGUACUGUUUUUAUUCACCAAACAGUCAUGUUUUUAAAAUGAUCCACCUUUGAAACUGAUGCAGCUGUUGGCCAUAAAAUGUGUUUAAAAUGAUUAAACACAUUUUCUAUAAAAUCAAAUUAAAAUGAAGGAAUAUUUAAGAUAAAUGUUAUUUAAAAUCAGGCAAAUAAUUGAGAUAUUCAUUAGUCCUUUGUGGCUUUUAAAUUAUUUAUUUUAGGAAAUUGUUACAUUGAUUGAUACUGGAAAGAAAGUUGUAUUAAGACUUGGGAGGACGUAUUGUGUCCAGUACAGUAGUGUUUCUUUUUUUGUCUGAUUUUAAUUUAAGAAACUUAAUCUAAAAUUACAAUCAACUUUUGGAUGUGUUGACAACAAUGUUUUACACACAGAGAUGCUCAUUCAAUCAUUUGACAACAAUUUUAUUGGCUGGUUUGAGUCUUUCUGUUUCUGGAAACACACAACAUAACCUAACGCUUAAAAAGCACACACACAAAAAAUGAAAGUUAAAUUAAGCUGCACAGUGCUUUACAUCAUGUAAUUUUAUAGGACAGCUAAUUGUUAAAGGGAAUACCUGUCCUGAUCUCCAGAUGAAAUGUAAUGUAUAAGAAUCUGUAGCCAGUUAUACUUGGGAUCUCUGCGUUCAUGGUUUGGUUCUGUUGAUUUUUGGUUAUGGAUAUUACAUAGGGAUUUACAACUAAAGUGUUGUUUUUUUAUUCUAAGUUUCUUUCAGUGAGCCUUGCAUUCCCACCACAGUCAUGACCAUGCAAACUGUAUCGCCGUUAUAGCUUUCAGUGAAGCAAUAUUUCACAUCUCUUAAGCCUUCUUAAGAAGUAUGUAUUUUGAAUAUUCCAAAUGCAGGACAUUUUGUGAAUUUUUGAUAUACGUAUAUGAAUGAUUUUUAUUUUCACUGCCAUGACAAAGAUCUGUGAUCUUCUCUCCUCUGCAGAUUGUAUUGAUGGUGAAAAAUGAGCCGCAUUUUUUUUCUUUGUAUAAUACUGCAAUUGUUUUGUGCUGUAUUCCUCCUAAACAGUGAAAAGUUUUAUUGUUGUUAUAUUAUUACCGUUAUCGCUGAGAUGAGAUGGCUUAGAAACAAAAUGCAGAUUUCUUAUGGAAACCGAUAGCCUUGAAUCUAUAGAAUUUUUAUGCUAAAAAAGAGAAUGUAUAGACAAUCUUGUCACAAUCAGAAGCUACUCAAAGCGCUGAUCUCCAGUGGACAUUUUACAAAGAAAUCAUGGUUUUCAAAUGUACUUGUUUUUGUCCCAUUUGAACCUUCUCUCCAUUGACUUUUUUAUGUUACAUGUUUAAGGUGUGCUGGUUGAUAUAGUCAAACGUGUGAGUGCAUAUGGCCUUGAGGUAUCUGCCACCACAUGACGGGCCGCACCGCACAAACAGUGCAGACGCACAUAUAAACUAACAUGAUAUGUUAAAUCACAAUCUUUUAGUAUUCCCUCCCCUUAAAUUUUUUUUAAAUGAUACGUAUUUGUGCUUGCACUUUAGAUUAUUUUCUUUAAUUUUUGAAGAAAUAUCACAUUGCUGUAAAGCAUGAUGAGUUUGUAGGUUACAGUAUUGUAGCUCAGUUUUGUUAAUAUGAAUAGGUUUGCAUUUGUGAACUUACUGCAGUAAUGGGAGGAUAUUUGGGAUUACACAUUAAAGGAAGCUGCCCCUUGCCCCACAUUUGUUUUUGUACUGUAAGAAAAAGCUUGCUUAGUGUAAACCCUGUUGUUUUUAGACUUACUUUUCGGCUUUGUCUCAGGAUUGUGGAAAUUGCGUAUGUUGAAAUUAUUUUGUAAACGUGCAGGACAACGUACAGAUUUGAAUGACCUAAAUAGUUUGCACAGUGGAAUGGAUAAGUAUUACUCCUAAGUGUUGUGAUUUUACAACAGGUGGUUAAAUAUGCAGAUCACUCUGUAUGCACGAGGGGAAACCAUACAGGGUUUUUUUCAAAAUCUGAUUGUGAACUACAAGUGAAACAAAGAAUUGAUAUUCAAAAACUGACUCAGAAUGAAAUGUUAUUGAGCCACUGUAACUCAUCAUGCAGUUUUGUUGAAACCGAAAUGUCCAUGUGAAGGUCUAAUGGAUGUUAAAGUUCAUCAGCAAGUCAAGUAUGUACAUUAAUAUAUAAUCAUCAUUUACAUUCAGAACAAUUCCACACUGGGGCUGUAUGGAAAUACUGUGCUCAUUUUUUUUCCCACACUUGUUUCACUUUCCUUUCCUUUAAAUACCUCUGUAGAGGUGAAUCUCAUUUUCCUACUUGCUGUCAGUCUGAGAAAAUGUAAACAUGCAAGAGAUAAACUUGUAUUUAUGCUACUGCUGCCUGCUUACAACAGUUUGUCCAGCAGUGAGCCUAAGACGAAAGACUUGUGUACUCUGACAGAGCGAUAGUGUCUUUCUGAUGGCUCAUUGUCUGUGGACCAAGAAACUGAGCUCUGUUUUCUCUGUGGCUUUACUUCAUGUCUUUUUCUAUACUCAACAGGUUUUAUUUUAUUAAUGCAUUUUGAUGAUGAAGAGUCAUUACCGCAAGCUACUUUGAAUUUGUCUGUUCAGGACUGCUAUGAUAUAACUUGUUAAUGUGACUCUUGGAUUGAAUAAAAAAAAGAAAUGUAAACAGGCA